UUAUCGGCGAUCAGCCCCCAAUCGCUGAUCUUACGGCAUGUCGUUUCAGAUGGAUCUUGACGCGAAGGGGUUCGGAAGAGGGCCUCGGGAACUUGGUGGCGCUACAGAUCUCGUAAAACAAUAUAAGCUUUGGCCUUACCAUGAAUUCUUUUGCAAAAGGUCACUUCCUUUGUCAGAGACUCAUUAUCUUCAUAAUGUGGUGGGAGACACGCAAAUCAGGAAAGGGGAGGGGAUGGAAUUGGAUCAGCUAUUGGAGAAGACCCCUUAUAUGAGAGAACGGAAUGCAAACAUACAUCCUAUUGAUUUUGGCAUGCUUAGUGAAGCUUUCCGAAUAAAGGAGACAACUCCUGUUCAUUUACCUUCUGCUGAGAAAGGGAUCCUUACCUCAGUGGUAAAGUCAAAGGGUGAGUUAGAAGACAGGGAAAGGAAGCAUAAAAAGAACAAAAACAAGGAUAAGGAUCGUAAGAAGCACAAAAAGCAUCGCCUAGACAACAGCGGCGAUGCUGAUAAAACCUAUGAGAAUGUUACUAAUGGCUCAAAAACUGUGCAGUUGAAGGAACAGCCAGAUAUGUUCAUUCAGAAGAGGAGGCUCAAUGGUCCUGAAGAUCUUUCUGACCGUGACAAUAAAAGAGUGAGAAUCCAAAGAUACUGAGAAUGGCAAGCUAAAGGUGAUGCCAUGACGGGUUGAAAACACAUUGCUUACAUUUGUCUGGAUUUUACAACCUGCUCAAAAUUAUUCAGGUAAAUGUUCCAUUAAAUUGAUCAAUUUAAAUGAAGUAGGAAAAUUAUGCAAGUAUCGUAGACCACAUAAUUCUAGAAUAGCUCGGUUCCUAUGUCAAAUUGAUAGGAAUGUAGCAG
Fragaria vesca subsp. vesca is the source of this 858-nucleotide messenger RNA. Its product is annotated as mediator of RNA polymerase II transcription subunit 19a-like. The record is from RefSeq and is a predicted model, not a curated record. Bases 38 to 652 code for a protein of 204 amino acids. Gene Ontology annotation, biological process: positive regulation of transcription by RNA polymerase II. Gene Ontology annotation, cellular component: mediator complex. Lineage: Eukaryota; Viridiplantae; Streptophyta; Magnoliopsida; Rosales; Rosaceae. Gene Ontology annotation, molecular function: transcription coregulator activity; transcription factor binding. The transcript has 6 exons.